ACGGGAAAAGAAAAGAAAAAGGCGAAAAUUGAAGUGGUGAGAUAAAGUCAUGGUGGAAAUCCUCUCUAGAGAAAUACUUCUGUUGAUCAAGUGCAAUUGUAUAUGCAAUUGUAUAUGUACCUUGUAGUCUUGUAAGUCAUGGAUCUAAAUCCUUUGAUUCUCUGUUUGAUUACUAUGUCAAAAGCUAGUGGCACCCAAUCAAAUACCCCCAAAAAAAUAAUACCAAUAGAGUGCAUUGGUAAUUUUUUUUUUUUUUUUUACUUUGAAUUACUUAACUAAUAAGUUAAGGUAUUGAUUAGUAUUUUUCUAAAAUAAAGGAUCUAUAUCAUUCUUAUACGUGUCUUUUAUAAUACUUUUUUUUUGUGUAAUAAGCCAUAGAUUCCUUUUUUCGUUUUCUUCCUCUUCUUUUAUCUUGAGCACACGCUAGUGUCUUUCCAAAACUGCAACGUGUCGUGGUAUAUUGAACCCAACAGCAACAGUUUUCAUCUUAUUAGUUACUACUUUAUUAGAGUCUAGCAAUCAAUAAUUUAUUCUUCAUCAUCAUCAACCACCACAUAAACCUCUCCCUCACACUCACACACAGUCUCAGACUCAACUCAACAUAAACACUACAAAUCACUGAUCACUGAUCAGCACAAACACUUCCACCACCUCAACCUAACAUGUCAUCGCAGGGUUACCUCCACCGCAUAGGCUUCACCAGGAAGAGAGAAAGGCUCAUCAACCCAAUGGACCGAACCUCACCACUGCCACCAUCUUCGGUUCCGAAACAACAACCCAUGUCAGAGUCACUUCCGCUACCUUUUCUCCCUGAUGAACUCGUUGUUGAAAUUCUCUCGAGGCUCCCAGUGAAGUCUCUCUUGCAGUUCAGGUGCGUGUGCAAGUCAUGGAUGUCCCUUAUCUCUGAUCCUUACUUCAUGAAAAAGCACCUUCACUUGUCAUCUCGAUGCACCCACUUCACCCACCACAGGAUCAUAUUGAGUGCCACAACCGCUGAGUUUCACCUCAAAUCAUGUUCCUUGAGUUCCUUGUUCAACAACCCUUCUUCAACCGUUUGUGAUGACCUUAACUACCCUGUGAAGAACAAGUUUCGCCACGAUGGGAUUGUUGGCUCUUGUAAUGGGUUGUUAUGUUUUGCCAUAAAGGGUGAUUGUGUGCUUCUUUGGAACCCCUCCAUAAGGGUCUCCAAAAAAUCACCACCUUUGGGGAAUAAUUGGAGGCCAGGGUGUUUCACUGCCUUUGGCCUUGGUUAUGAUCAUGUCAACGAGGAUUACAAGGUGGUGGCUGUGUUUUGUGAUCCUAGUGAGUAUUUUAUUGAGUGUAAAGUGAAGGUGUAUAGCAUGGCCACCAAUUCUUGGAGGAAGAUUCAGGAUUUACCUCAUGGUUUCUUACCCUUUCAAAAUUCAGGGAAAUUUGUGAGUGGCACUCUCAAUUGGGCUGCAAAUCAUUCUAUUGGCCCAAGUUCCUUCUGGGUUAUUGUUUCCUUGGAUCUGCAUAAGGAAACAUAUAGGGAAGUUCUGCCACCUGAUUAUGAAAAGGAGGACUGCUCCACCCCUAGUUUGGGUGUUUUACAAGGAUGCCUUUGCAUGAAUUAUGAUUACAAGAAAACCCAUUUUGUUGUGUGGAUGAUGAAGGAUUAUGGGGUGAGAGAAUCUUGGGUUAAAUUGGUUAGCAUUCCUUAUGUGCCUAAUCCUGAAGAUUUUUCGUACUCAGGGCCUUAUUACAUUUCAGAGAAUGGUAAAGUGUUGUUGAUGUUUGAGUUUGACUUGAUUCUGUAUGAUCCGAGAAAUAACUCUUUUAAGUAUCCUAAAAUUGAGAGUGGUAAGGGCUGGUUUGAUGCAGAGGUCUAUGUUGAAACUCUGGUUUCGCCAAUGAAGCAUUAAGGUUGAUGUGCCACGCAAAGCAAGUGUAAGGACUAAGGAAGAAUAAGAUGUGUAAAGUACUUUUAAGUCCAUGUGGUUUUAUCUCCGGUUCAUGUAUUUUGGCAUUAAAUGUGUAAUAUGUAUAUGCAGAACUGAGGGGCCAAGCAUUGCAUAUAUAGAUGUUGUUAAUAUUUUGGUGAAGCUCAGUUAUGUGUUGUUACUUGUGUCGGGUUAUGUAUCCCAUCACUGAUGUAAAACACUGCUUCAUUUGUUAAUAUAUGGAAAUUGGUAUAUGCUUUCUUGUGUUAUGGUAAGAAGCAUAUAUUUAAUGACUCA
Glycine soja is the source of this 2198-nucleotide messenger RNA. RefSeq names its product F-box/kelch-repeat protein At3g23880-like. Gene Ontology annotation, molecular function: protein binding. The record is from RefSeq and is a predicted model, not a curated record. NCBI's taxonomy places the organism in Eukaryota, Viridiplantae, Streptophyta, Magnoliopsida, Fabales, Fabaceae. The transcript has a single exon. The coding region runs from base 663 to 1883 and encodes 406 amino acids.